AUGGCCAUGCUGCCGCGGCGCCCCCGCCUUGUAGCGCUGGUGCAGCUCGCCGUGGCGCUCUGGCUGGCGGCCACGAGCGGCUACCACUGCCGGCACGUCCUGGCGCCGCCCUCCGGCGGCCUUCUGCCAACGCCGUCGUUCCCUCCGCCGCCACCGGACAAACUUCCUCGUGAGUCAAGCAUCUUCUCCUACUCCGCGCCGCCCUUUCAUCCCUACGUUCUGUCGUCCGCCGCCGUCGCCGUCAUUCCCUCCACCGCCACCGCCGAACAACCCUCCUCCUCCUACUCCGCGCCACCCUUUCCCUCCGUUCUGUCGUUUUCGUCCGUUCUGUCGUCCGCCGCCGUCGCCGUCGGGGUCGCCGUCAUUCCCUCCACCGCCACCGCCGAACAACCCUCCCCCUCCUACUCCGCGCCACCCUUUCCCUCCGUUCUGUCGUUUCCGUCCGUUCUGUCGUCCGCCGCCGUCGCCGUCGGGGUCGCCGUCAUUCCCUCCACCGCCACCGCCGUACAACCCUCCUCCUCCUACUCCGCGCCACCCUUUCCCUCCGUUCUGUCGUUUUCGUCCGUUCUGUCGUCCGCCGCCGUCGCCGUCGGGGUCGCCGUCAUUCCCUCCACCGCCACCGCCGAACAACCCUCCCCCUCCUACUCCGCGCCACCCUUUCCCUCCGUUCUAUCGUUUCCGUCCGUUCUGUCGUCCGCCGCAGCCGCUGCCGCGCCGCCCGCCGCCGUUCUGCUCGCCUGA
Molecule: messenger RNA, 741 nt
Organism: Phragmites australis (common reed)
Lineage: Eukaryota; Viridiplantae; Streptophyta; Magnoliopsida; Poales; Poaceae
Product: leucine-rich repeat extensin-like protein 1
Exons: 6
Coding region: 1-741 (246 amino acids)
Source: RefSeq, a predicted model, not a curated record